AGGUGAUGAAGACGAUAAUCAACCAUUGGGGGAUGUAGUUAAUGCAUUCAAUUUUUCUGGUUAGUUUCGUACGGAAAUCUUACGUCCCAAAACAAUUGGUCGAGAAUCUAAACCAGGGAAACCCCCCAAGAUACAAAGGCAUCGGGGGAAAGAAUGUUCAUAUUAUUAAUAAAAUAUCUUGUUAUGUAAAGUUUAAUAAAAAACUGAAUAAAAUUGAAUUGAACGUUAUACCUGAUGAUGCUAUGGUUAUACCAAUUAUUUUGGGACGCGAUUUCCUCAGUAUAUUUAAUAUCAGAUUAACGAAAAUCAAGACAAAAGGUAAACAAGUUACUGAUGUAGGGGGCAAAAGUAAUUUAGAUUUGCCCGAGACUCCUCAACCUGUAAUUGGUUCUAAAGCAUCCUCAUUCAUGGCGCAGUCCAGUUUUGAUGAAAACAAACACCUUUCGAGAAAUUUAACUGCCGAUAACUGCCGGGAAAAGAUUAAUGCCAGCCCGAUUGGUUUACCUGAUAUAUUUCACAUAGACAUUCCUUAUGACAGAAUCGAGGUUGAUAUAAAUGACGUUCUUACAAAGGAUGAAAGUUUUAAAUUGAAACAAAUUAUACAGUAUUUACCUUAACCCUAAUAUGAAAUGUGAACCUCUUAAAUAUGAAAUGAAAAUUAGACUAAAAAGUGAAGUUCCCUUCUACUGUAGUCCUCGUCGACUGUCGUACCUUGAACGUAGUGAAGUACGAAAUAUCUUAGAUGAACUUUUGAAUGAAAACAUAAUAAGACCAAGCGACUCUCCAUACGCCUCUGCCAUUGUGCUGGUCAAGAAGAAGACCGGGAAAACUAGAAUGUGUGUGGAUUACAGGCCACUCAACAAAUUAACCCUUAGGGACAACUACCCAUUGCCGCUUAUUGACGACUGCAUAGAGUAUUUACAAAACAAGAGAUUCUUUUCGGUGCUGGAUUUGAAAAGCGGAUUUCAUCAGGUCCAGAUGGCUUCUGAUUCUAUACCAUAUACGUCUUUCGUAACCCCGCAUGGACAGUUUGAAUACCUGAAAAUGCCAUUUGGGCUGAAUAAUGCUCCCGCGGUAUUCCAAAGGUUUAUCAACAACAUUUUUCGAGAUAUGUUAGAUGAGAAAAAAAUUAUUAUUUACAUGGACGAUAUAAUUAUCGCCAC
Messenger RNA from Rhagoletis zephyria (snowberry fruit fly), 1163 nucleotides. RefSeq lists its product as uncharacterized. The record is from RefSeq and is a predicted model, not a curated record. Lineage: Eukaryota; Metazoa; Arthropoda; Insecta; Diptera; Tephritidae.